AUGGCGCAACCUCCUCGACCCAUCCCGACCUUUGACCCUCUGCUGGGGGUCUCAGACCCUGAAGGCCAUCCCAUCAUCCCAAGGCUGGUGUCAUGCGCUUCAGCCAUUUUCUGCCCUAUCGGCGAAGACGACAGACUCAAGGAUCCUCUCAGCUCUUCCUCACUCACCAAGCUUGACUGCCUGCAGAAACAGCUGGAUGCUCUGAAUACUCACUCGGUCAAAGACCGAGAGAAUUUCCUCGCCCUCGCUGUUCGCGAGCGUGAACGCAUCUUCCAGGAAGGGCGCCGCUUUCAAGCCCUUGAAGAGCUGCAAGGCGGCCAGGUAAAGCCAGACGUGCCGCUCGGCCUUACAUCCCAGGAACUCGGCAUCAUGGUCGCAAACAUGGAGGCCCCAGCAAGGCCGGGUAUCCCAAACACAGAGAAGAUCCCACCACCAAACCUUGACUCUUCUAAUGCUCGAUCAUUGCGUGAGCGCCAAGCUUACGAGCAGAUGCGUAGUGUGGCUCAUUUCUCGCAGAUGGCCGCGCAUCGUGAGGCUGAAAUCAACCGUCGCCGCGAGUCCCUCGAGGCAGAUAUCAAAAAGGAGCAGCUUAGACAAGACCAGGAGCGUCGAGUCAACUAG
Molecule: messenger RNA, 621 nt
Organism: Fusarium musae
Lineage: Eukaryota; Fungi; Ascomycota; Sordariomycetes; Hypocreales; Nectriaceae
Exons: 1
Coding region: 1-621 (206 amino acids)
Source: RefSeq, a predicted model, not a curated record